AUGCUUCAGCGUCCCAUCCCUAGAAAUCAACUGACAAUCCAACAGAUCGAGAGCCUUGCAACCUCCAUCUGCCGUGGUCAAAUUUCCCGACACGGUCUUUCUCAAGAUUUCCUCCGCCUCCCAGCAAACCACGAGCCUGCCGGCGACAUAGUCGUACGAUGGAACGUGCGUUUCAGCACCGAAGGUCUCUGGAUUGGCGAUAUCGCUCCUGAUAUGAUUAUUCUGCGAACUGUUUCUCGAAUUUCUGCUUCCGACGUUCCGCAUCUGUAUGAUGUUGCGCUCGCACUUUACAACAGUAUGUACACUACACCCUCGGCGCUGCGAUACAUUUUUGCAAUCUCGGUACUGAGUGAGGAGAAUUAUGAUUUCUUUACUGGGUUAAUGUCUCCUCAACCUAUCGGUAAUGCCAGUGGGUAUCGAGUUCUUGAACGUCACUCCGAGGAGUAUUAUGAGGUUAUGGGAACUCGGAUUGGUCGCUCUGUGGCUUGUCUUGUCCUGGCAGGUUUUCGACGUGGUACUCGACAUAUUGCUCGUGUUGUUGUCUAUCAAUUUGAUGAUGUUAUUAACCUUCGUUUUGAUCUCGAGUGA
Messenger RNA from Penicillium malachiteum, 588 nucleotides. RefSeq lists its product as uncharacterized. NCBI's taxonomy places the organism in Eukaryota, Fungi, Ascomycota, Eurotiomycetes, Eurotiales, Aspergillaceae. The transcript has a single exon. The record is from RefSeq and is a predicted model, not a curated record. Bases 1 to 588 code for a protein of 195 amino acids.